CCAGGCCCAGGCAGUCCAGAGCUCCUGCCCUGUGCCUUGCGCCCUGCUGCCCCCGUGCGCCCCGACCAGACGCCCAGGUUCGUCCAAAGCAGGGCCCGCACGGCCAGGGAAAGAGUUGGUGUGAGCCUGACGAGGAGCCGCGAUGGGGAAAAAGCUGGACCUUUCCAAGCUCACGGAUGAAGAGGCCAAGCACGUCUGGGAAGUGGUGCAGCGGGACUUUGAGCUGAGGCGGAAAGAAGAGGAGAGACUGGAUCGCCAUCGGUCAUUCUCUUCAGAGGACCUCGGAGAGCGCCAGCAAGUUCCAUUUCCCACACUAAUUCCCGACGUCUGCUCGGAUGCCAGGGGCUUAGAUUCCCAUCACUGCUGCCCGAUAUUCAUUACACCAGGUCUGCCUCCUUCAGCGGCGACCUCUGACAGAGGCCUCAAGGGCAAAGUGAAGAAGGAGAGCUCCCAGAGGGAGCUGGUUUCCGAUGCAGCCCUCCUGAGCGACACCCACUGUGCCCACUGCCUGCAGCCCUACCGACUCCUGGAGGCCCCCAAACGGCAGUGCCUGGACUGCCGCCUCUUCACCUGCCAAGGCUGCAGCCACGCCCACCCCGAGGAGGAGGGCUGGCUCUGCCACCCCUGUCACCUGGCCAGAGUCGUGAAGAUGGGCUCCCUGGAGUGGUACUACGGGCACGUGAGGGCCCGCUUCAAGCGCUUCGGAAGUGCCAAAGUGAUCCGGUCCCUCUGCGGGCGGCUGCCAGGGGGAGGUUUGUCUGGCAGAACACAAAGCUCCCCCGAUGUCCACAGUGGGCCUGAGCCAAGCCCAGGAGAGAGAAGUAGAGACAGUGAGCAUUCCAAUACGGAUGGAGAGCUGGACACAGGGGCUCAGACCCAUCCCCUUGGCAGCAAACCUGUGCCCGCCAAGAAAAAGCGCCUCCUCCCCAUUCACAGCCUGGACUUCGAGGCCGACUCUGACGACUCCGCGGGGUGUUGCAGUCACUCCCCGAGCCUAUCCUCAGUCCCAGCGGCCCCGGACAGCCUGCAGGCCCUCACAGGUGAGCCCUGCUCGGAGGCGGCUGCCUCCCAGGAGGCCAUGGUCCUACAGGAGGCUGAUGCCAGGGCCUCUGGGUGCCACCCCCACCCAGAAGAGCAGACAGACAGCCUCUCCCCUGCCGGACGAGAUGCCCGCGCUGAGCUCUGCCUGCCAGGAGAGUCCUGCCCAGCAGCCCCGGGGAUCGCUGCCACUCCUGGGGCGAGCGUUGUCAGGAACGAGCAGCUCCCCUCGCAGUGCCUGGCCGACGUGGACACCUCCGAUGAAGAGAGCAUGCGGGCCCGCAGGACAGCCUCCCACCUCUCCACUCAGAGUGGCCGGACCUCACCUGCGAGACAGGGUCCCGGUGCCAGCGAGCCCACGGAGGCGGACGUGGAGGAGGAGACCCUGAAGAGAAAGCUGGAGGAGCUGACCAGCAAUGUCAGUGACCAGGGGGCCUCGUCCGAGGAGGAGGGCAAGGACAAAGGGGCGGAGCUGGACAGGAGCACUUCCUUGGAGGACCUCCCCCGGAUGACCCCAGAGGUGUGCACGUCUGCAGGCCAAACACACAGAUGGGAAAAGAGCUCCCCCGGCCCUCAGGGCCCCGUGCAGACCGCCAGGACCCCGGACGAGGCGCUGUCGCAGCUGGAGGACAAGGUGGCCGUGACAGCCUCUGAGGUUCAGCAGACGGAGAGCGAGGUGUCAGAAAUCGAGGCCAGGAUCGCAGCCUUGCGGGCUGCAGGGCUCACGGUGAAGCCCUCAGGGAAGCCCCGGAGGAGGUCUAAGCUCCCGGUAUUUCUGCCCCGACUUGCUGGGAAAUUGGGCCAGAGUCCCGAGGACCCACCUGCAGACCCUGCCGAUGGGGCCGAGGUGAUGGCGGGGCCCUACCUUCUGAGGCGGAAGUUCAGCAAUUCCCCUGAAAGUCAAGGCAAAGAUGACGAGUCCUUUGAUCGGAAAUCUGUGUACCGCGGCUCCCUGACACAGAGAAACCCCAACGGCAGGAGGGGCACUGCCCACCACAGCUUUUCGAAACCUGUAAUGACCCACCAGCCCUAAGCGGGAGAGGUUCUUGGGAACAGGACAGAGCAACAGAGCAGCCCGCCUUGCUUUCCCUCCCCCACAGCCAUGAUGUCCCCCCAUCGGCCCUGCACUCUCCAUUCUACACCAUCCAGUGGAGAAACAGGAAGACACACCGUCCGUGAUGGAACCCCACCUGUGAAAUGACUAUGGUCCUCAGACCUGCAGCUGCUCACCCCCAUUCAUUGACAACUUCCCAGGCCACUGGGCCAGCCUGUUCUGAUCCGUGAGAGACAUCUAAGCUACAUCUUUCCUUCAGGACAAUGUUGUUUAAAUUUUUUCAAAGACACACAGAAAACCUAUUCAGCAAGAACUUUCACCCCCGUUCGCUGCUGCCUUUCUUAUGUCGAUUUCAUGAAUGGAACAGAAAGGAAUGACAAUGUGCAUCAGA
Molecule: messenger RNA, 2483 nt
Organism: Myotis brandtii (Brandt's bat)
Lineage: Eukaryota; Metazoa; Chordata; Mammalia; Chiroptera; Vespertilionidae
Gene: MLPH
Product: melanophilin
Exons: 17
Coding region: 143-2071 (642 amino acids)
Biological process (GO): intracellular protein transport
Cellular component (GO): cortical actin cytoskeleton
Molecular function (GO): actin binding; myosin binding; small GTPase binding
Source: RefSeq, a predicted model, not a curated record